Podarcis muralis (Common wall lizard) is the source of this 5857-nucleotide messenger RNA. It is a transcript of the gene MTMR4, whose product is annotated as myotubularin related protein 4. The record is from RefSeq and is a predicted model, not a curated record. Gene Ontology annotation, molecular function: phosphatidylinositol-3,5-bisphosphate 3-phosphatase activity; phosphatidylinositol-3-phosphate phosphatase activity; protein phosphatase binding. Gene Ontology annotation, cellular component: cytoplasm; membrane. Gene Ontology annotation, biological process: regulation of autophagy; phosphatidylinositol dephosphorylation. Lineage: Eukaryota; Metazoa; Chordata; Lepidosauria; Squamata; Lacertidae.
CAGGACAAAGGGGGCGGGCAAGGGUUGCCGAGCCCAGAACCCUGCUGUAAGGGACUCCAUUUUCUGUGCUUGGCUGUCAGGGAGUCCCCUGGCAUGGCAGAGCCUCCUCUGGCUUCUAUCGGAGAGAGGUGGAGUCUCUCUCCCUCCUCCUCCUCCUCCUCCUCCCUUCCCCUCCCCUCCAUUGUCAGCAGCCACUGAAGCAGCCAGCGCACCUGCUCUGGCGGCAGCGGCAGCAGAGAUGCUCUAGCCCUUUGCAUGUCUUGGCGUGCCUGCCCGCCUGCCUGAGUCGUUAGGGGGGCAGGGGGAAGCGAUGCCACUUGCCUGCCCCCGAGCCGGCGACCUCCCCGGGAAGCGACCAUGACUCUACCGGGCCGUGUCUCCUGCUCCAUGCUCAACUGCUUUGGUGAAGAAGGCCCGCCCAGUCUGGAAUACAUCCAGGCCAAGGACUUGUUCCCUCACAAAGAGCUGAUCAAGGAAGAAGAGUCUUUACAGGUUCCAUUUUCAGUGCUACAGGGAGAGGGUGUGGAAUAUUUGGGCCAUGCGAGUGACGCCAUCAUUGCCAUUUCCAACUACCGGCUCCAUAUCAAGUUUAAAGACUCUGUAAUCAACGUGCCUUUGAGAAUGAUGGAAAGUGUGGAGAGUCGGGACAUGUUCCAGCUUCACAUUGUCUGCAAGGACUCCAAAGUAGUCAGGUGCCAUUUUUCUACUUUUAAGCAAUGCCAGGAGUGGCUGAAAAGGCUGAGCCGAGCCAUCGCUCGCCCUACCAGGCCGGAAGACCUGUUUGCGUUUGCUUACCAUGCCUGGUGCUUGGGGGUUUGUGCUGAUGAGGAGGACCAGCAUGCCCACCUCUGCCGCCCUGGAGACCAUGUGAAAUACCGCUUUGAGAUGGAGCUGACUCGGAUGGGCUUUGACUUGCAAAAUGUGUGGAGGGUUUCUGACAUCAAUAACAACUACAAGUUGUGCACCAGCUACCCGCAGAAACUCCUGGUUCCUGUUUGGAUCACUGACAAGGAGCUGGAGAACGUGGCUUCCUUUCGAUCGUGGAAGCGAAUUCCAGCAGUUGUGUAUAGACAUUUGCGCAACGGGGCGGUGAUUGCGCGCUGCAGUCAGCCGGAGAUCAGCUGGUGGGGCUGGCGCAACGCUGAUGACGAGUACCUCGUAACCUCCAUCGCCAAAGCCUGUGCCUUGAACCCUGGACAGAGGCUGGCAGGGGGGACCCCGCACUCUGGGCUCAGCGACGGGAACGAGGCCUGUGAUGCUGGUUUUGAUUCAUCUCUGACUGCGUGCUCAAGUGUGGAGAGUUCAGCAACACCUCAGAAGCUGCUGAUCCUGGAUGCCCGGUCCUACACUGCCGCCGUCGCCAACCGAGCUAAGGGAGGAGGCUGUGAAUGUGAAGAGUAUUACCCAAACUGUGAAGUGGUGUUCAUGGGGAUGGCCAACAUCCAUUCCAUCCGCAACAGUUUCCAGUACCUGCGGGCUGUCUGCAGUCAGAUGCCAGACCCUAGCAACUGGCUGUCGGCUCUGGAGAGCACCAAGUGGCUGCAGCACCUUUCUGUCAUGCUGAAGGCAGCUGUGUUGGUCUCCAAUGCUGUCGACCGAGAGGGGCGCCCUGUGCUGGUUCACUGCUCAGACGGCUGGGACAGGACCCCACAGAUUGUCACCCUGGCAAAGAUCCUUCUGGACCCUUACUACCGGACAAUGGAGGGUUUCCAGGUGCUGGUUGAAUCAGACUGGCUGGAUUAUGGCCACAAGUUUGGGGAUCGCUGUGGACACCAGGAGAAGGCGGAGGAUCAGAACGAGCAGUGCCCCGUUUUCCUGCAGUGGCUGGAUUCUGUCCACCAGUUGCUCAAGCAGUUCCCCUGCCUUUUUGAGUUCAAUGAAGCUUUCUUGGUGAAAUUGGUGCAGCACACCUACUCCUGCCUUUAUGGGACCUUCCUGGGGAACAGUCCCUGUGAGCGCGAGAUCCACAACAUCGCCAAGCGCACCUGCUCGGUCUGGUCCCUCUUGAGAGCCGGCAACAAGAACUUCCACAACCUGCUCUACAUGCCUGGUAGCGAACAGGUGCUGCACCCCGUAUGCCAUGUGCGAGCACUGCACCUCUGGACGGCUGUGUAUCUCCCGGCAUCCUCCCCGUGCCCCCUUGGAGAAGAGGGCAUGGACCUCUACCUGCCUUCUGGAUCCCAAAGCCAGGAGUUUAGCAGCAGGUCUCUUGACAGAUUACCAAAGACCAGAUCUAUGGACGAUCUUCUUUCUGCCUGCGAUCCCAGCAGCUUGCUGACCCGCACAUCAAGUGAUCCGAACCUGAACAACCACUGUCAGGAUGUCAGGGUUAGCCUGGAGCCCAGGCAUCCUGGUGCUGAGGAGACGGCAGCUGGCAAAGAGAGUGUGGGAGAGGAACCUCCCCAGGUGCCUCCACAGCAGCAGGAAGAAAAAGAAGUGCGCCCCUUGCCUGUUGCCAGCGACGGGAACUCUGAAAACAACAGAACUGAACAGCCACAGACAUCACAAGACCAUAGAGGGUCUCAGCAAUUAAAUGGUGUAUCUCCCAAGGUAGAAACUGUAAGUCCAGAAGCAGUGGAAGGUCCCUGCCCCACUCAAAACGCUUCUCAGUUGACAAAGCCUUUGGGGGAAGUGACUGGAACGGAUGAGCAGCUUGGAAAGUUCCUCUGCAACGAUGCAAAAGACGUUGGCCUGGAAUCUAACGGCCCCUUGGACCUUGCAGAGCCCUGCUGCCCUGACACCUCCCUCCAGCCUUCAGUGGGUGGCCCCCGUUGGAUUCCACCAGCUCCGAGUGUUCCAAGGCAGGAUGCUCCUGGAUGCCGGAAGGAGGAGGAGGACGGCAAGAGUGGCCGCGUCAGGCAUGGGGAAGAGGGCAGCCAGACAGGGAAGGCUCAGCCGGAGUUGUGGCGGAAAGGGAUCUCUCAGAGCCAGACGAGCGAAUUUUCUUUCCUAGGAGCCAGCUGGGACAGCUUUCAGGGAAUGGGGACGUCGCUUCCCGGAGGUGACGUGGGUCCCCGGCGGCUCCUCUCUUAUGGCUGCUGCAACAAGAGGCUGAGCAGCAGGCACUUCUGGGCCUCUGGACUGUGCCUCAGUGGUCAGUGGCCUUUGAAAGAGAGUGCAAAGCCCCCUGGCUGCUCCAGCCACUCCGGCACCCACUGCGUAGGCUAUGCUGGGAAGUCCAGCAAGGUGUGGCUCCCUUGCCAUCUGAAGCAGGCCCUCGGCUCCAAGCACGCACCACCAAGCAGCCCCUCCCCAGUGCCUCCACUCUACCUAGACGACGACGGGCUCCCCUUCCCAACAGACGUGAUCCAGCACAGGCUGCGGCAGAUCGAGGCCACCUACAAGCAGGAGGUUGAGCAACUACGCAGGCAGGUGCGGGAGCUGCAGCUCAGGCUGGACAUUCGCCAUUGCUACCCGCCUCCAGCUGAACCGCAAAUGGACUACGAAGACGACUUCACCUGCCUCAAGGAAUCGGAUGGCAGUGAAAAUGAGGACUUCUACUCUGACCACAGUGAAGACUGUCUAUCUGAAGCAAGCUGGGAGCCUGUCGAUAAAAGGGAAACUGAGGUCACUCGCUGGGUUCCAGACCACAUGGCCUCACACUGCUUUAACUGUGACUGUGAGUUCUGGUUAGCCAAACGCAGGCACCACUGCAGGAAUUGUGGGAACGUGUUCUGUGCCAGCUGCUGCCACCUGAAGCUGCCCAUUCCUGAUCAGCAGCUCUAUGACCCGGUCCUCGUCUGCAACACCUGUUACGAUCACAUCCAGGUAUCCCGUGCCAGGGAACUUAUGAGCCAGCAUCUGAAGAAGCCCAUUGCCACCGCUUCUAGCUGAACGCCAGCAGAGGAAAACUUGUCAAGGCCUGGCCUUUUCAACUUGCAGACUGGAAGGAAAGGGGAGGGGCUGCCUCUGCUGCAGCUGAGGAGGUCGGUAGCGCAGCACUUGAUCACCAAGCCUUGUAUGCACUGUUGGCGAUUUUCCCCACUUGGUGCCCCGUGUAUUGGAGAUGAGGAAAUUGGAUUAAAGAGUGUGAUAUGGCCCACCUCAUGGUACUGUUUGUGGUCUGAAGACCUGAGGCUAAAUUGGAGACCGCGGUGUCUUUACUUCAGAGGGCUGGCGAGGGAUGUGGUGCAGAUUACAACUGCCUUGUUCCCAAAAGCAAUAGGAAGGUAUGAUCAGAACCAGACCCUCUUCUCCCCCACCUCACAAAGGCAGGCAGGUUGACUUGUGCAAGGAAGAAGAAGACUGCAGCCUCAGAGUUGUACAUCUGCAGGAGCUCACUCUGGCUGUGUCUGUCACGUCUCAGUUGUGUUCAGCUUGCCAACCACUUCCCUGAGUGGCUCAAGGCCAGCACUAGUACAAAAAGCAGGAGCUGGGGCGGGGACCUCCAUACUAAGCAGAGCAUCUCUCUCUCUGUCUCUUCCCUGUGUCCCUUCAGGGAGUAAGACUCUUUGCCCCGGCAGUUGGGCUGUUGCUUGUGGAAAGCAGUUAAGUUUGGCUUGCUAUACACUUCCUGCCCUCUGUGGGUUUUGGGCAGCCAGUUCCCGCCUGGCGUCUUCACAGGAGACACCUCGAGCCUCCCUCGAUCUACACCACAGUGUGUCAUUCUCCUCCACUCCUUAUUGCUGCACUUGUGUCUAUUUCUGGUUGCUCUUUUAUCCUGAAAACCUGGUGCCUGGAGGGGGCAGUCUGUGUAGGUUUUCUUUACCUCCUGGAAUGUGCUGUUUAUAGUGUGCUUGAGGGUUUCAGUCCAAAAUGCUGCUAAUGUUAUUUCUCUCUGCACUUAAAAACUGUAGUCUGGAGAACAAAAGUGGGGGGUGGGGGUGGGAGGGAGGGAGGGAAGAAUGCCAAUUUCACAAAUGGGAGGCGGCGAACACUUGCAGACAGGGACUUCCUGUUCCUGUCACUCAAGAAGCUGCAAGGGGUAAUAUAAAAGGCCAUCAUCAUCAUCACCACCUUCACAAAACUGCUCUCCAGCUCAUUCUGACAUCAAUAAACCCCCUUGUUGGAAAUGUCUCUCUUGAUUUAUAGAUGCUUCACUUCAGUGACUGUAUCAAUUACUUUCCCCUAAUACUUUCUCUUCCAUCCAAACGAGCACUUACAUGCUUUACAAAAGGGGAGUGAGAUGCGGCCAACAUUUCCACAGCUUUUCAUGAGCGCAAUGUUCAUGAUCACUUUUUCCUGAAGUGUAGUACAUCUGCAGGGGGGUUUGUAGAGUGAACAGGAUUGUGAGGGUUUCUUCCAGCUGGUCCAAGAGCUCUCAGAUGCUCCACCAAUAGGCUGGGCCAAGACAUCUUGUCUCAAGAAUGCGAAAAUACUGCCCUCUCCACACUCAGAUUGCAUUCUUGCCAGCAGUCUAUUCCUGGCUGAUUUUUUUUUUAUAAAAAAAACUUUCAGUGAAGUUAGUGGUUCUGUCUACCUUAUUCUUUCUUCCACAUUUCAGCUUGCUUUUGGUCAUAAGCCUAAAAGCCAGCAUCAUCCUCUGACACUGGAUCUCCUUGAGUUGCCCUGUGGCCUCUUUCAAGGAGCAAAAAACACACCACACACCUCAUAUUGCUAAAAGGUGGGAUCUCCGAUUUUGCCAUAUUCUAUGCUUUGUCCAUGUGAAGUGAUGGAAAUAGGAGGAAGAGUUCAGGUUUGGUUCCAACUCAUUUGCACAGAUGUUGAACAAAAAUCCGAAAACAGAAGUAGAAUAAGACCCUCCCAAGUCAUGGUUAAUCAAAACUGCUUUCAGCUCUCAUGAAUUUGUGUCACUGUCUUCAGGCAAAAAACAACUCCAAAAUCAGAUCAAUAGCUUUGUGACAGGCAAUGUGCUGUAAGAAAUUCAAUACAGUUGAAUAAAAUCUCUAUAUUAGUG